Messenger RNA from Microdochium trichocladiopsis, 1621 nucleotides. RefSeq names its product Ribokinase-like protein. The transcript is spliced from 6 exons. Gene Ontology annotation, molecular function: kinase activity. Lineage: Eukaryota; Fungi; Ascomycota; Sordariomycetes; Xylariales; Microdochiaceae. The record is from RefSeq and is a predicted model, not a curated record. The coding region runs from base 121 to 1296 and encodes 391 amino acids.
GUCGAGCCCACACUCCCGCAUAUGCAACAUCAAGGACGACAACGACAACAAUAACGAGGGCCAGCGCCCGGCGCAUUGUCUCGGAAACAGUCCGCCGUAAACUGCCAGAUAAGUCGCGCCAUGAUCCAGUUCGUGGCUGUGGGAGCGUGUUAUUUGGACACAAUCCUCGACGUUCCUCGCUUCGUCCAGGAGGACGAGAAGCUCCGCGCCACGAGACUCACUCGCCGCAGGGGCGGCAACUGCGCAAACACGAUCGAGGUCCUGCAGCAGCUCGUCGGCCUAGCCGCUCAGGGAUCCUGCGUCGGCGCCACUGCCGAACUGGGAACAACGCAUGUUGAGGAGAUUCACCGUCGUCCUCGUCGUAAAGAUGGAGGUGAACAAGUGCCAAAGGCGCAGAUUCGGAGCAGUCUAGUCUCCGUGCUGCCUCACCGAGCAUCUUUGGCUGUGCAGCUCAUCGCGGAGUCUCUCGGUUGUGCUCCGCCUCCAGAUAUCGAGGCGGGCCACGCCACCAGCAGCGGCAGCGGCAGUGGAGAUGUCAGAGCUGUCAGUGCUUCUUCCAGCAGUGGUGAUGAUGACCACGGCAUAAACCGCUCGCAGCACGUCUCCCUCGAGCACUGCAUCUACAGACAAGACCACCAGGAGCCGGCCUCGUCGUACAUCAUCCGCAGCCAAGAGAAUGGUUCUCGCACGAUCGUCAACUACAACGAGCUUCCCGAUAUGACUGUCGCCGAGUUCCGGAGUGUCGCGGAUGCCAUUGCCGGGCAGGGGCAUGAGAUGUGGUUUCAUUUCGAGGGACGGUCACCAGCGAUCACUCUCGACUGCAUGAGAUAUAUCCGUGCCGCAUACCCUGCCGCACGCGUGAGCGUGGAGGUUGAGAAGCCGGGCCGGCCCGGGCUGCAAGAGCUUGUCCCCGAGGCUGAUGUCGUGUUCUUCUCAAGAGGAUGGGCGCAGGAUCGAGGAUAUGAGGAUUGUGAGGCCUGCGUUAGGGAUCAAGCUCAACAUGCUCUAAACGCCACAAUGCUCUGCUGCACGUGGGGCCAGACGGGCGCAGCAGGCAUCGAGCCCAAGACGAAGACAUAUGCGCAACGAGGCGCAUGGGUUUCCGACGAGCCUUGCACAGUCGACACGAUCGGAGCAGGGGACACUUUCAUGGCGGGCAUGCUGUACGCCUGCCUGGCCCACGGGGAGGACUGGCCCUUGGGUAAGAAGCUAGAGUUCGCAAAUGAGCUGGCGGGGAGAAAGGUCGUCCAGGAGGGCUUUGCUGGGCUGGCUGAACCGAUGAGUGGAUGGUUGUGAUACCCUCGCCGGGGUUGUGCUUAAUAGCUGGCGUUACGCAUAUAUAAGCACCCUCGAGACGAAACGGUUGGAAGCUUUCGGAGGCACUCUUUGAGUAUUCAUGUAGGCAUUCCAGCCACAGUCGAGGUAUUUUCGACUCGGAUAGUAACAAGAGUUUCAGUGCAGACACGGAGGCCGAUUGGUUAUACUGCUGCUGCCGUACUCAUAUGCACGACGGUGUGCGGGGGAGGUCUGCAGCUUCGCAUACUUUCACGCGGAAGAGGGCACUUCUUUAGCACUAGCAAGGCUUUUGAAGAUGUUCAAUGCAUUCGCAAUUGUUCCACCA